AUGCGCGAGCGCUGGAUCGAGGAGGAGAAGGGCUGGGCGCAGCUCCCGCCGAGGGCGUGGCCGCCGCGGCAGCCGAAGGCUACCGAGGCACAGGGCCUGAGGGACCAGCUCCGAGCGGACCGGUGCCCCCUGCCUGGCCAGCCCGCCCCGGACAAGUGCCUUCGGACGAUGUUCGACCUGGCCACCGCGCUGGCGUUCGGCAAGGGGGACCCUCCGGAGGGCGUGGCCAUGUACCGAGCCAUGUCGGAGGCGGGGGAUCUGGACAGCACGGUGGCGCUGGCCGUGUGUUUGGUCGAGGAUGUCGCGGGCUCCGACGACGAGCACGGCGUGCGGCUCUUGCGGGCGGCUUGCGCGCGGGGCAGUGCACAGGCCUGGUACGAGCUGGGGACCUUGCUGCUGGUGGGCGGGGCAGGGCUGGAGGAGGACGAGCCUGCCGCCUUUGAUUGCUUCCGCCAGGCUGCCGAGCAGGGCCACUCGGCGGGGAUGUUCAUGAUGGCGGACUGCCUGCUGGAGGGGGUCGGCUGCGAGACGGACGCGGCGAGGGCGGUGCCGCUGCUGCACGCCUCGGCCGAGAGGGGGCACCGCGGAGCCCGUCAGCACCUCCGGCAGCUGCUGGACGGUAACUGGUGGGGCUUCGACGGGGCGGCGGGCCCCACGUUCGAGCACCGAGGCUCGAGGUCUGCGGGGCGAGGCGAGAUGGCAGUGGCUGGAGUCCACUUCGAGUCUGCCCAGGUUGGGAGUCAGUGCUGCUCCGUGAAGCUUCAAGCCAUGAGUGGAGUCGGGGUCCUGCAGGCAUCGAUAUAUCCAUGGCCCGCGGUCCAAGGCUCCCCGGCCGCAACCCCAUGGACGCGCGGGGCGGCUCUGCACGCGUGCCCCGAGCAGAUCGUGUCCACGGGAUGGCGCCUCGGCCGCGAAGCGAUGGGCUGCAAACCUGGCAAGUCCGCGACGCAGGAGGAGGGCGGCGAUAGGAAGGCGUUGGUUCCCGAGCCCGGCGGCGGCACGGAGGCAGCACCGGAGCCGCAGCCCGCGGCGCCCGCGGAGGGCGCCUCGCAGCCGGCCGCGGGGCAGGAGGAAUCGGACCAGCUGGUGAAGGUGCCAGUUGUCCUCGCAGAGGACGUGAAGAUCAUCUCUCCAAGAGGACUUGAAGACGACAAGCCCAAUAAGGCCAGAUCUCCCAAGUGCGGAAGCUGCCUGCCGUGCAUCGGCUAG
Messenger RNA from Prorocentrum cordatum, 1209 nucleotides. The record is from the annotation of a GenBank genome assembly. Lineage: Eukaryota; Dinophyceae; Prorocentrales; Prorocentraceae.